UUUUCUUGCUUCGCAAACAUUCUACCGACAUUAUGUUCUUAGUUUGUGAUGGAAUCUCUUAACGACUUCGUUCAACCAAUGAAAUAUGCCCCAGUAUGUUCAAAAGAGGGUGAUGGUGUUUGCCAAGGGACGUGCGCCUGUGGUAGGGAAGGUGAUUGCUGUCCCUGGUACACUUAAGGACCUGCUUCUUGCAGCUCAGUGCAAGCUUGGUCUUCAUAGAGCAGUUGCAGUUUACACUAAAAAUGGAGGCUUAAUAGAUGAUGUUGAUUUGAUCAGAGAUGAUGAAGUCCUUUUUGUUUCUUCAGAAAAUCCUGCAGUGGGUAGGAAAAUUUUUCCUGAUUUCUAUUUUGACUUGAUAAUUUUCUGUAGCCUUCUUUCAAUAAAGUGCUGUUUUAUAAUUACAUGUAUAGUUGUUAAUAUUACAUGUAACAGUUUCAUUUCAUUUUUAUUAUCCUCACUCUUUUUAGCAUUUACUGACUGGGUGACACUAAACGUAGGUGGCACAAUGUUCACAACAACAAGAUCAACACUGAUGAAUGAGCCAAACAGUAUGUUAUCUAGAAUGUUUUCUCCAGCAGACUCAUGGAGCAAUAUAACAGAUCCUCAAGGAGCUGUUCUCAUCGACAGAAGUCCAGUCUAUUUUGAACCAAUCCUCAAUUACUUACGCCAUGGACAGCUUAUAUUGGACAAGGGCGUCAACCCACAAGGAGUUCUGGAAGAAGCCAAGUUUUUUGGGAUCUCAAGUGUCUUGGAGCAGUUAGAAGAAAUGGUGAAGAGUAUGGAGAGGUCGGAUGAUGCUCCUCUUUCAAGGAGUGAAUUUGUGAAAAUUUUAUUAUCAACGCCGUCAAACUGUGAACUCCGAUGUCAGGUACAUGUAACUCCGAAAAACACGUGUAAGCUCUCAGUAUUUCAUUUAUAUCUCGUGCAAUGCAAAACCCAGUGCCGUAAAAUGAUGUUGGUAGCCUCCCUUCUCCGAAAAUGGCUUCCUUCCCCCGCCAUCUCUCUCUUCCCUAACUCUCGGGCACAAAUCUUUCCGAUAAGCCUCCAACCUCUCUCAUCUCCCCGCUCUUGGAGGGCGGAAGAUAAGAGACACUGGGAACGAGAUCUUCCUGUUUCCUUUUCGUUGUACCCUUUCAAGGGAGCCAUUCUCAGCUGUACGCGUCUUCAGAGGGCCCAAAUGGAAGGAGCCUCCCUUCGAGGUUGUAAUUUUGAAGACCCUGCUGGAACCAGGGCUAAUUUAGAGGGUGUAAACUUGAAGAAUUCUGACCUAGGGAAGUGGUCCAAAAUGUCUCAGGUGCUGCUAUCAGCAGGGUUAUCUCUGGUGUUCACAGAGAAGAAUUUGGUUGAUCUUGUUUGGGAAGAUCACAGUCGACCUGACCCACCCAUGGCAGGGCUCAUGAAUUGUAACUUAACAGGCUGUGACCUGCAAGAUGCGAAUCUUCGAGGCGCCAACAUCACUGGAGCGACGAUCGCUGAAAUAACAGGACCUCUACACAUGACAGCUUUUGUUAGAAACCAGCUCCCAGGCUCCGCUCUCUCUGUAUCCUCGACGCCAGAGUCUUAAGCGAGAGGUUUAUUUAUUUACUGAUAAGUUAAGCAACGGUCAUGAGUGGAGGCGAAGGCCUGGAAGCUAUCUUUUCAAUGCCUGUCGCGUCUCAUUUCGAAAUGGUUGUCGGUUACCAAAUGAGGCGAAAAAAAAUCAUGCGGAUUGGAAGCAAAACGAAGACUACCAAGCAAGGAGAAACUUUUAAAGUCAAUUGAUCAUUCAGUGAAAACAAACAACAGUAAUUUCGAUACUAAGGACGUGUUUGAGUGACAGAUU
Messenger RNA from Orbicella faveolata, 1822 nucleotides. RefSeq names its product BTB/POZ domain-containing protein KCTD9-like. The record is from RefSeq and is a predicted model, not a curated record. Gene Ontology annotation, biological process: protein homooligomerization. NCBI's taxonomy places the organism in Eukaryota, Metazoa, Cnidaria, Anthozoa, Scleractinia, Merulinidae. Gene Ontology annotation, molecular function: protein binding.